AUGACCCAAUGUUGGUCCGCUACCAUUGAUGCAGGCAGGGUUGACACAACUGGCAUCCCAACACAAGGGUUCCUCCACCCAGUCUUUGACAGUCAGCCCACCAUCAGUCGACCGAGGCCUAACUGCUCAAGAGCUGACAGGAGGGCUGCACAACCGGGGCACCUGCAGCGCCAAAUUCACACCAUACGGCGCAAGAACUGGACUCUACGGAUAAAUCCACCCUUGGUCACCACGGAGGCGUCACUGGAACACAUCUGGAUCAACUCUUACCCAACAAUGGACUACAUAGCACAAGGAUUUCACCCAUCAUUACAUAUCACCAAACCCAAUUACAACCCUCAAGCUACACAGACACCCUCACUAAAAAUACCUCAUGUAAUAGCCCAGCAAAAAGGGUCUUACAACCACUUUUUGAGUCUUACACCGGCAGACAAACCUGACAGCUGUCUAGCUGAGGCCAUCAUUUUCUUUCAGGAUCUGAUUGGUCAGGAUGACUGGUGUGCAACCGAAAUGCCAAUGUCAAAGCUGAAAUUUGCAAGUUAA
This is a messenger RNA of Puccinia graminis f. sp. tritici CRL 75-36-700-3, 543 nucleotides long. RefSeq lists its product as uncharacterized. The record is from RefSeq and is a predicted model, not a curated record. NCBI's taxonomy places the organism in Eukaryota, Fungi, Basidiomycota, Pucciniomycetes, Pucciniales, Pucciniaceae. The transcript is spliced from 5 exons. Bases 1 to 543 code for a protein of 180 amino acids.